Plasmodium gallinaceum is the source of this 1008-nucleotide messenger RNA. RefSeq names its product Plasmodium exported protein (PHIST), unknown function. NCBI's taxonomy places the organism in Eukaryota, Apicomplexa, Aconoidasida, Haemosporida, Plasmodiidae. The coding region runs from base 1 to 1008 and encodes 335 amino acids. The record is from RefSeq and is a predicted model, not a curated record. The transcript has 2 exons.
AUGAGACUUACUAACACAAUUAAUUUUAUUUUACCACAAAGAUUUCUAGUAUCCAAUAAUGCAAGCAUAAGUAAUUUAGAUAUUUCUUCAUUUAAUGGGGAGAAAAAAAAUUUUCAAAAAAGGAUCUUCUCAAACUUUUUGUUUUCUAGACUUUUUAUUUUGUAUUUCUUCUCCUUUUUAUAUCUCUUCUUAUUAAAUAUAUGCGUAUCUAAAGACAAUGCAUUUUCAGGAUUAGAAUUAAAUAAAGUGUAUGACAGAAAAUUAGCUGAACACAUCCGCAAAAGAGGAGAAGAUUCAGAGCAACAAAAAACUAAUUUUCAUAUAAAUAAGGAUGAAAAAUCACAUUCAAACUAUGCAAGUUCUGUAAGGUCCGAACAAAAUCAAAGUGAUAAACAAAAUCAUGAAAAAAAAAGCGAUCUGAAAAAAAAAGAAAUAUUAGAAGAAAGUGAUCGAAUUGAAAAGAAGAAUGAUAAAGUGCAUGAUAAAAUGGACAAGCGUAAAAUGAAUGAUGAAAUGGGCAAGCAAGAAAUACAAAAUGAAGGUUGCGCAAUUUCAUUAGGUAAUAGAAGUUCAGAAUUACAUUAUCAAUUAAGUGAAAAUGAAAUAAAUGAAAGGAUUAAAAAUUUAGGCGAUAUUCCAAGCCUACAAGACAUAUAUAUACUUUGGUGGCAAGUACGUGGUGAUCAGAGAAGAAAUUUCCUUGUAAUAGGAUAUUAUUUAGAAAAAUUAUUUAAGUCACUGAUGAAAACUCAUAAAUUUGAUCAACGUUUCCUAAAAAAGGAAUGGAAUAAAUGGUAUCAUGGUCUUUUAAAUGAUUUAAUAGCUAUGGAAACUAAGGAUAAUAAAAAUUUUUACUCUUUACUUAAGAAAGAAUCAUGGACACGUGAAAAAUUUGAAGAUUUUAUAGAUACAAAUAUACUAGAAUGGAAGAACCAUAAGAUAAAUACAAGAAAAAAGUGGGAAAGUACUUUGACUGAGGACUUUAACAAAAAAAAAAAUGAUUUAUAG